CCGUGGUUGACAGUCAAAGUUAGGGAGGACUGGGGGAAGACAGGGAGAGGACAAUAAGGACAGACACGGGCUACGGAAGAUAAAGUUGAAUGGUCCGGCAGUGAUCUUAAGACGACACAUCCUUGUUUGACCAAUUCCUCAUUUCAUGCUGCAGAGGAAGCCAUUUUAACAACCUACUAAGAGAAGAUGAAACUGGGGGAAACGAUAGGAGUCAUUUUGAGGAAGUUUCCAUGCUUUUAAGUGGUGUGUCCCAAUGGAAAAGACUAGUUGGAAGACUUGUACACAGAGGAGAAGUUCUCUUGGGCACAAGUAGCCACCUAGUCGUUUUUUAAAGGAACAUACAAAGGAAGACGAGAGCCAUGUUGCGGAAGGAGCUGCUUGAUGCACGGAAAGCUUUGAGGAGUGCUAGGGAAGGUGUGAGUGGGCCGAGAAGCAAAAAGCAGAGAGACUCUGAGAACACAGAGGAUGAGACCACAGAACCUCAGAUGGAAACCAAAGAAGGGCCCGGGAGGCACCAAGACAAGGCUGGACGGAGAGGACCUUCAGUUGAGGGAGGCGGGAUGAUGGACUAUAACCCAGACGCUUCAGAUCGCAGAGCCACCCUACCUGGCGCCUAUGACCCUGUAGUGGAGCGAGAGCUCCGCGCUCUGGGCUCCCGCCCUCCAGGGCCCCACUUGGACCCAAACCCUGCCAGGAGUCAAACUGCUGACAGAUCACAGGGCCUCUCCUCCCCUGUCCCCCUGUCUUCUCCCCAGCCACCUCUCAGUUCGCAAAAUAACAACCUCCGUACCCAAGACCAAGACCCAGAUAAAACCAAACCGUCGGAUCCCCAAUCAUCGAAGACCGACCAGGCAUCAAGUGUCAACAGUGUUGUCAUGACACCCAAACUGGCUCGUGCUGGGCCCAAGAUCUUUGACAAGGUCUGUGCUUUUGAGGAGCGAAGGGCUAGUGUGGAUCUGCCAGGGGGAGUCAGAGCUGGAUCAGGAUCUCGAUUUGGAGGAGCAGCUUCCUCAGACGACAGCGGGAAGAAGACAGGAGGCCCCAGCGAAGGGGAGGACCGAAUCCUGCAGGGCGCAGCCCAGAAGCGAGUACUGUUCAAGCAACGGGCCUCUUCUUUGGAGGACAAGACAAGCUACUCCCAGAUGGUCCAGAGCUACCAGAGCAAGUUUGCCGAAGAGCUCCAGAGGAUCAAGAAACUUGUGGGGAAACCAAGCCUGAAAAAGGCGUAUUCCACUGAGCAGCUGUCGCAGAAAGAGAGGCUGACCACGGGCAAAAUAGAGCCCAUUCCUCCCCAAGUGGUUAAAAAGUUGGAGGCAAGGGAGCGAGCCCUGGAGGACAAAAAAGCUGGGGAGAGGGAAGGGGACAGCAGAUUGCAGAUUUCUCCACAGGCCCAAGGCAAAGGUCUGGGGAAUGAAAGGAAGGUCCCUGAAAAGAUGACACAGCCAGAUUCACAGGGGAAACCAGUGGAUAGCUCAUCACGAGGAAGCACAGGGAAAGUCUCUGUUACCAUGGAGACGGCACCAGUUCACCAGUUACCAGGGCAACCAUUGCCAACAGCCACAAGGACAAGACUCGCCAGGGAAACCCGACAAAGCUCUCCGGCAGCUGACAAAAACGCACUUGUUGCCGUGUCUCAAAAAUUCUCAUCCCCCACCGGAGAUCUGGGGAUGGAUUCAAACAGGGAGACAAAGAUGGACAAGGAAGCAGAUCAUAGAUCACCAAGCCCGAGUGGGAAGAGAGCAUCCCCAAUAACCAUGAGGGAACCAGGGUCCCAGUUCCCAUCCAAGCCCCCCAGGCUCACCCCAUCACCCACUCCUUCCGUCAGCCCUCUCCUAAAAAGGAGGAAGGCGGAAGCGGGGCGGACGCCUCCGACCUUGAAAGUCAACAUCCCCACCAUCCUGGUGGAAGGUGAACCCAUGGAGACAGAAUGUGCUGCAGGCAGGAGCAACGAGAGAAGCAAGACCAGAAAGAAAGAGGGGAAAGUUCGCAAGAGCAAGCAAGGCCGUUCUGUUCAACCCAAGUCUCCAGAGGAAGGGGGCUCAUCUGAUGACUCGUACCUGUCUGCUGAUGAGGAUCCAGCUGAGGGCCCAAGGUUUGAGAGGGCUCUUGUGGACACCAAGGGACCCAGCGGCUCUGAGAUCACACUGACAUGCAUCAUCACAGGGAGUCCGUCCCCUACAGUGACGUGGAGGAAGAAUAACGUGGAGAUACGAAGCGAUGCCUUCCACGUGGUUAGGGCUGAGGGUGAGAGGCACAGUCUGGUGAUAAAGCAGUUGAGGCCGAACAACGCAGGGUCGUACUGCGUCACAGCUGUCAACACAGCGGGCAGAGCGUCCUGCAGCGCUACGCUCUUUAUCCAAUCAGAGCCAACCCACAUGCAAUGUGGGAAACCAGCCAGGGCCUUUGAAGUCAGUAGUCCGACCCAGCCAGAUGAGGAGGACUUGAGCCCUCAGGAGGAGGCGAUGGAGCUCGGGGACUUGCCUGCUCCGAGUAAAAGAGUCCACUUCAAAGAACCUCCCUCAUUUCAGGUGGCACCAUGGGACCAGGAGGUAACUCACGGUCAAGAUGUCGUUAUCUCAGCGAAGGUGGAGGGGCAGCCCAAACCCAUGGUUUACUGGUUGAAGGACAGAGUCCCGGUGAAGACAGCGGGGCGCUUCGCCGUGCGAGAGACAGACGACGGCACCAGCGAAAUGAAAAUCAGCUCAGCUCAGAGGUCAGACGCAGGGCUUUACGUCUGCAAGAUCGCCAACAAGUACGGAUCCGAGCAAGCGGAGUGCAGAGUGGUGGUCAGAGAGUCUGCAGCACAAACCACACUGAAAAUCACCAGGCAGGUAAAAGAUGUGGCGGUGAGGGCUGGAGAGUCGGCCAUGUUCGAGUGUCACAUUACGGGACCUCUAGACGUGGACGUGGACUGGCUCUCGAACGGGAAGCUGAUCCAGCCAGCGCUGCUCAACUGCAAAAUGCACUUUGAUGGCAAGAGGUGCCGUCUGCUGCUAAAUUCAGUACACGAGGAUGAUAGUGGAACAUACACUUGCAAGCUGAGCACUGCCAAAGAGGAGUUGACCUCAAACGCAAACCUGAGGGUGGCCCCAUCCAAGGAGCCUCUGUUCACCCGUAAGCUGGACAUCCUGGAAGUCAUCGAAGGCCGCACUGCCCGGUUUGACUGUAAAGUGAGCGGAUCACCUGCUCCUCGAGUCACUUGGAUGCAUUUCGACACAAGAGUGGAGGAGAGCGAUAACGUUUGCAUCCUUCAAGAGGGGGGUCGUCACUCGCUUGUCAUCACCCAUGUUAGCAGCGACACAGAAGGCUUCUACACAGCAAUCGCUCAAAACAUUCACGGGAAGUCUGAAUGCACCGCCGAGCUCUACAUGCAAGAACCUCGCGCUGCCAUCUUGCCUCACAUGGCCAAGUUGGAGAAGAUGCCAUCCAUCCCCGAGGAGCCUGAGGUGCUGGAGAGUGAGGUGGAAAAGAGGACCAUGCCAGACUUCGUCAAACCUCUGGCUGAUGUGGACGUGACUGAAGGCAAAGAGGCUCUGCUGAAAUGCAAGGUGGCGGGCCUGCCCUACCCAACCAUCGCCUGGUACCACAACGGCAAGCGCAUCGAGAGCAGCGAAGCACGCAAAAUGUCCCAGCACAGGGAUGUCCACAGUAUGGUCAUUCGGAGCGCUUGUCACGCUCAUGGGGGCGUCUACAAGGCCGUCAUCUCCAAUAAAUUGGGCAAAGCAGCCUGCUAUGCACAUCUUUACGUCACAGAUAUUGUUCCUGAACCCCCUGAUGGUCCUCCAGUGAUUGAGGCCAUCACAGGGAAAACUAUAAGCCUCAGCUGGAAAAGACCAAAGAGGGUUGACUCUUCAUUUGAUGCCGACUCCUUGCUAUACGUGGUCCAGCAGCAGCCUCUGGGCUCCAUCCAGUGGUCUGUCGUGGCGUCUAACCUGAGGGAGACCAAGUACACCGUCACCUCCCUGUCCAAAGGAGUUCGCUACGCUUUCAGAGUCCUGACGUCCACUGGGAAGACUUUAAGCAAACCGUCACCCUCUACUGACCUGGUCCAGCUGCUGGACAGGGGACCCUAUUUGAGGAAGGCCCCAGUCAUUUUGGACAAACCUGACAUUGUUUAUGUGGUUGAGAACCAACCUGCGAGCAUCACCAUCACGCUGAACCAUGUGCACGCAGUUGUCACCUGGAAAAGGAGGGGGGUGGCGUUGGUCAACAGACUGGGGAUGUAUGAGCUGAGCAUGCCAGACGACGAUCAACACACCCUGAAGCUUCAGCGAGUCAGGAGUGCAGACAUCGGUCAGCUAGUGGUCACGGCCAGCAACCAGUUUGGCAGCGACCUCUGCACGCCUCAGCUGGCUAUGGCAGUGCCUCCUAAAUUUGAAACCAUCAUGGAGGAUGUGGAUGUGCACAUUGGGGAGACGUCCCGUCUGGCUGUUGUGGUUGAAGGCAAACCAGACCCAGAUAUUCUGUGGUAUAAGGAUGAUGUGCUUCUCUCUGAGAGCAGCCACUUCACCUUUGUGUACGACGACCCAGAAUAUUCCCUCGUUGUCCUCAACGCCCGCCCCGAACACUCCGGCGUGUACACCUGCACUGCAAAGAACCUGGCCGGCUCCAACUCCUGCAAAGCUGAACUCACAGUUCAUACAGAGCGAAAAGAAGCAGCAGAGCCAAUGGAGGAUGAAGGAACCAUUCUGAGGAAAAUGAGGCGUUUGACGGAUUACUAUGAUAUCCACAAAGAGAUAGGGAGGGGUACCUUCUCCUAUGUGAAGAGGGUGAUUCAGAAAAAGGGAAAGGCUGAGUUCGCUGCCAAGUUCAUUUCUGCGGGAGGAAGGAGGAAAGCCUUGGCCCUCCGAGAGAUGGAGCUGCUGUCUGAGCUGGACAACGAGAGGAUUCUCUAUUUCCAUGAUGCCUUUGAGAAGAAGAGUGUGGUAGUGCUCAUCACAGAGUUAUGUCACGAGGACUUGCUGGAAAGAAUGGCCAAAAAAACAACAGUCAAGGAACUGGAGAUCCGCUGUAGUGUUCAGCAGGUUUUGGAAGGUCUUCGUUAUCUUCACCAAAAAAACAUAGCUCACCUGGACAUAAAGCCAGAAAAUAUUUUAAUGGCAAGUCCCGGGAGUGACCAGAUCCGCAUUUGUGACUUUGGUAAUGCCAUGAAAUUGGAUACUUCCGAGGAGUGCUACUGUAAAUACGGCACGCCAGAAUUUGUUGCACCAGAGAUUGUUAACCAAACUCCCGUCUCCACGGCAACAGACAUAUGGCCUGCUGGUGUCAUCACGUACCUCUGCCUGACUGGUGUGUCUCCCUUUGCUGGUGAAAAUGACAGAGCUACUGCCUUAAACAUCCGUAACUACAAUGUGGCGUUCGAAGAGGGCAUGUUCACUGACCUCUGCAAAGAAGCAAAGGGAUUUGUCAUCAAGCUUUUGGUAGCGGACCGACUGAGGCCCAGUGCCGUUGAGUGCCUUCGUCAUCCUUGGUUCAAGUCACCAACGAACAAGAGCAUCAGCACAGCGAUGCUAAAGCAAGUUUUGUCUAGAAGGCGAUGGCAGCGUUCUCUUAUCAGCUACAAAUCCAAGAUGGUGAUGCGGUCGAUCCCAGAGCUUUUGAAUGACUCAUCCAACCACGUCUCCAUCGCUGUGGCCCGGCAUUUAAAAGAAGGCUCCCCACCACCCUCCUCUUCCUCUGACUCCGACGCGGAUGUGGACGAGCUUCCCUUCAUCCCUAUGCCGCUGUCCAUGGUCUUUUCGGGUUCCAGGGUCUCCCUUAACGAGAUCCCGGGGGACGAAGAUGCCACUGGAUGGCCCAGUGUCGCUGCUCAUGGGACGAAGAAAAAGGACAACAUGGAGGUAGGCACGAGAGGAGGGGCAAAUAAAAGUGCAAAAGAUGAAGCGGAAACCCCAGAUGACGAGAAAAUGGAAAAUACACAACGAGCUCCUCUAAAAAAAGGAUCAAGUGUGGAGUCGGAAGAAUCCCAGACGAAAUCCAGGCGGGCUACCAUGAGGAGAGGCAGCUCUGCUGAUUCAGCACUGCUUCUCCACAUUGACCCAGAAGAGGGAAAUGCAAACAAGGACUCAGAAGCAAGUAACAAGAGCCUGAAAAAGGCUGUUUCUAUGGAACUACCCAAUCGCAGCCCGAGCCCCGGGGCGGCGAAGUUAAGCCAGGAGGAUUAUGCCCUAAAACUGGAACUGAUGAGACAGCGGUUGCUAAGGGGAGGAAAUGUGGACAAAAAGAUGAGCGGCCUGCGAGGGCCCUUGUUUGAAACCCUCGGCAUGGAAGAUGAGAGGCGGACAGGGUCUCUUGAUCGGAACUUGAGGAGAUCCAGAGCGGGGCCAUCAACUCUCACCAGAGCGGCGUCUUCAGAGAGCCCUACAGAGGACACGCCAAAGACCAAAGUUUUUCGUAAAAGCGCCUCCUUCACUCAGGGGGAUUCUGAGCCCAUGCCCCUGCACCGCAGGUUUGGAGCCCCCUUAGAGAUCCCAUCGAUGGGCAACGGUAGCAUAGAAGGAAAGAAGCUCCAGGAGGCAACCUCAAUGUCCGCACUCACAGAACAAACAACACUGGAGUCUAUAUCUGCCUCACCUACAAAAAAGAUUUCGGCUACACUCCCAACACCAGGAGGAUUGGACCAACAGCAAAAACAGAACAAUGUGAAAGAACAUAAGGAUAUGCAAAGUAUGAAUGAGAAGAACAUGGAUGGGAUAACAGAGAAAAGGACCAAAACCCAGUUAGAAAAGCCAGGCCCAGUAGAAUCUGAGUCUAGCUCACCCUCUGUAAUUACUCCUAUAAUUGUAAUAGAGGAGGAUGAUGAAGAAGAAGAAGAGAGUAAAGGAAGGGAAGAAGAUGAGCUACAUAUUAAUGAAAAGGAUAUGAAGGGAGAUGACACACAAAAUGGUAAAGCUGUUGCAGCGCAAUCUGUAACAUCUGACAAGGCCCAAUCCGAGCAUCCGGCCACACCACAUGAUACAAAGUCCACAGAAAUCCCCACAUUGCCGGAACAUCCAGCAGUGUUUGCUAAAGUAGCAACUGCUGAGCGAUCUCCUAGCUCUGUUUCCACAUCAUCGAACCCCGAUCUCGCUGCCAUCCCCCGUCGGCCUACGCUCAGAACGGACAUCAAAGACAUUGACUCGGAGGAGGUCUUUGAAGCCAGGUUUAAGAAGCGGGAGUCGUCUUUGACCCGUGGCCUCCGAAAACUGACCAGAAACAAAUCGGAGGAGAAAUCCCCCGUACUAAACCGGAAGGUGGGCGAGGGAGGUGAAGAGGUUUAUAGGCCGGGGCCAAGGGGGGCACCUCUUGAAAUGGUACCAAAAGGACUACAGGAGAAAUCCAAAUCUGUUCAAGAUUUACGAGAAGAAGAGAAGGAAACAGGCUUCGGCCUCAUUGGGAGGUUUUCCUUGCGGGCCAAGAGGUCAACAUCCGUUGAUAAGAAGGGGGAGAAGUCAAAGGAGGAAAAGCACCAGGAUGUGCAGGAAACUGCUGGAAGCAAGAGGGUUUCAUGGAUUAUUGGGCGCAGUAAGUCCCUGGAUACAAAGGAGCUGAACAGUGCAGGGGCACAGGGGCAGCCGGAUGAGCGAGAACAAAGAAAAGCUGAGGAGUCAUCGGUUUCUGCUAUGAGGCGCAAGUUUGAGUCCAAAGUGGCAGGAAUCUCUGCCAAAAUAAGGACCCAGUCAGAGGAGAGGAAGGACAAAGAAGCUGGGGGGAGUCAGAAAGAGCUGGUGCAAAAUGAUUUGAAGAAAGCCACUGAUUCCCCUGUCCUGGCAAUGCGACGGAAGUUUGAGAAAAAAGUGGCAGGAAUUUCCUCGAAAAUCCGCAGCCAGUCUGAGGAGAGAAAAGAGGAUGAAGAGGGAAAGAGGACACCCCUGUUUACCCGCCAUCGUCAUUCCCAAUCUGAGGGGCGAGGACUCAAAGGAAUGGGCAUCCCCGAGAAUCAACUAGCAAAACAGGCCGGCGCUGCUGCGUCCAAGGAAUCGAUUGAAUCCGCUUCUAGCAUCCAUUCCGAAAAAGCCUCAGAAACUGACAGGCGAUCACGGUGGGACAGGUGGGGUUUGACAAGGGGCAAGAAAGACAAAACCUCGUCUCAAUCUGAUCUGCCUUCAUCCGUCCCCAAAGAGGAUGGUUUGUCAAAAAGCCAGCAGUUCAUCCGUUCCGCUUCGGAUUUUGCCCCCGUGUUCCACAUCAAACUGAAAGACUGCAUCUUAUUGGAGGGGGAACCUGUCACGCUUAGCUGCCUUCCAGCUGGAAGCCCACAUCCAGAAAUCACAUGGACGAUAGAUCGGAAACCGCUGCAGGUGGAUGACAGAAUCAACCUGAGGUCCCACCCAGAUGGCAGGCAGCUUCUUAUGAUCACCAAGUCCAGCCGAAGGGACGCUGGAGUUUACGAAUGUGUUGCUACCAACCCUAUAGCUACCAUCACCACCUCCUGCACGUUGUCAAUAGCUUAUGUCCCAAAACAGCCAGGGACCCCUGAAGUCCCCCAAACUUACAACAACACAGCCCUGGUGCUCUGGAAGCCAGCAGACACCAAGUCCCCGUGCAGCUACACCCUGGAAAGAAAAACAGAAGGGGAUUCUAACUGGCUGACUGUGGCCACCGGAGUUGUCGACUGCUACUACAACGUCACAGACCUGCCACCCGGCAGGUCCUUUAGAUUCCGCGUCGCCUGCGUCAACAAGGCAGGACAGGGGCCGUACAGCAACUGCUCUGCUCCAGUCAGCCUGGACUCAACAGCUGGAGGAGCUUCGCCUGCCCUGGCCGUCGUAAAGACGGCCCCCGCUGCGCUUGAAUCAGUUGUCCCCUCCACAGUGACCGCGCCUCCACUCAAACCGGUCCAGAACCACGCUCCCAGGAUUGCUGUCUCCACCGUCGCUUCCACUUCCGCCUCUCCAAAAGAUGCAGCCUCCCCCGCUGCUCUACCUCUCCCGCCUACACCGGCAUCUAAAACAGUGGUCACCCCCAGUCCUGCGCCCUCUCUGCCCUCCAGCCCGACAGCAAACCCACCGCUGCCAUCUGCGCUUCCCUCUUCACCCACAGUCAAGGCUCCUCCACCCUUUGUCCUCCCCAAACCCCAGAGUCCAGUAAACGUGGUGUCGCCCAUGACCCAGAACCCGCCAAUAUCACCGCCGCCCCCUCUCGUAACCCCGCCGUCGACGCCAACCAAACCAGCAGUGGCCUCUGUGCCCACGUACAUCCCCAGCACCGCCGCCACUGCUCGCGUGACCCCAACUCCUGUCUCCUUUACCCCGCAAGUGCUCCAGACCUCCAGCCUGAGCCCCAUUGGUGAGGGGGCCAGUACCCCCACCAGAGGCACCCCAUCAGGACGCACUAUGCCCUCCACUGCUCUACGACAGGGGGUUCCACAGAAACCCUACACAUUUCUUGAUGAGAAAGCCAGGGGUCGUUUUGGAGUCAUCCGAGAGUGCCGUGAGAACGCGACGGGCAAAAUCUACAUGGCAAAGAUCAUUUCCUACAGCCAGGAGAACAAGCAGGAAGUGCUGAAGGAAUACGAGAUCCUGAAAUCCCUUCACAAUGAAAAGGUCAUGUCUCUGCACGAAGCCUACGUCACGCCGCGCUACCUGGUGCUCGUGGCCGAGUACUGCACCGGCAAAGAGCUGCUGUACAGCCUCAUAGACAGGUUCCGGUACUCCGAGGACGACGUGGCGGGUUACCUGGUCCAGAUCCUCCAGGCAGUCGAGUACCUCCACAACCGCCGCGUCCUCCACCUAGACCUCAGGCCCGACAACGUCAUGGUGACCAACCUCAACGCCAUCAAGAUUGUGGACUUUGGAAGUGCUCAGAGCUUCAACCCCCUCAGCCUCAAACACCAGGACUCAGGAGCAGGAACACUGGAGUACAUGGCUCCGGAGAUGGUAAAAGGUGAAGUGGUUGGUCCUCCUGCUGAUAUUUGGACCGUUGGCGUUGUCACCUACAUUAUGCUUAGUGGUCGACUGCCCUUCGAAGAUAAAGACCCUCUACAAGUUGAAUCCAAAAUUCUAAUGGCGAAGUUUGACCCGACAAAACUGUACCCAAAUGUGUCCCAAAGUGCCUCCGCCUUUCUCAAGAAGAUGUUGAGCAGUUACCCAUGGGCCCGUCCAAAUUCACGAGACUGCUUCACACAAGCCUGGCUGCAGGACUCCUACCUUAUGAAGCUGAGGAGACAGACGCUCACCUUCACUUCCAGCCGACUCAAAGAGUUCCUGGUGGAACAACAAUGCCGGCGCACAGAGGGCGCUACCAAGCACAAGGUGAUGCUGCGCACCUACCAGAGCUCACCCCAGUCUCCGGCAUCUGUGACUGCACCGCAUGUUCCCAGCCCGAAGUGAGAUGACGGUGAAAAUGCAGCACCACACAUGAGUUUGCAGAGUUGGAUCUGCCAAAUAACACCUCUGUAAACCACCGGCCACUGCAUGAAAAAUGUCAGCCUGCCUAGAGAGGCACAGGGGCUGGGCAGACAGCUGGAUAUAGUUUAAAUAUCCAAAGAAAAGACAGGAGUCCAUGUGUUAUUUUGGGAUACUUUAACAUGCAACACUUAAAGGAUUCUGAGAUGAAACAAAAACACAAAGAGAAACAGAACAAGAAGCCGUAACGUGUUUCAGAAACUGCUCAGAAACGGUUAAUCCGCUGAAAGGACACAGGAUGUUCUUUGAUUUUCUUUGAUUGAUUGCACAAUUUCUCUGUCACCUUGUGGAUUUUGAAAUUGCACAUUAAUAUUUGGUUUAGAUAAACAUUGGUCUCCACUCUGCACGAUCAGCCUGGAACAUGUGUAUCACUAGCGUUUUUACUGCGUUACCUUGUUUAUGUCACUAAAUUUAGUAGUAAACAACUCAUGUGAAUGUACCAUGAUUUAAGCUGCUAAUUAAUUUUUUGCAUUUACUUACACAUUUUAAAACUCAAAACCAAAAAUAUUUUUUUUCUUAAAAUUGUUUACUUUUUUCAUGUUAAUUUAUUUGCAUGUGUGUGUGUGUGUGUGUGCGUGCGCGCGAGCAUUUUGAUUUACUUUUCGAAUUAGUAUCAAGGUAAAAAAAAAUGAAAAUAAGGAGUGUCUUUGUGAUUGGUGUUAAAAUUCACAGUAGAAACGAACUAUUGUAGGGUGAGCUAGGAAUUUAUGGUAAAACUUCUUGUUCUGUGGUUAAAACUGAAGUCUAACUGUAAUAAACUAUGAACAGCAGUCCAUAAUGUAGAUAACGUUUUACUUGGAAAAGUCAUACAAUGGUAAAUUGCUGUGGUUUCUUAGUAUUACCCAACAGUUGGUCAGGUUGCUUAAAUCGUGAUCACCCAGUCAGUGCCUAAAUCGGAUUAAUAUCCAAAAUAUUUAUCUUGUAAAUGUGUCUCUAUUGGUACUAAUUCACAAUUGAUGAAUUCUUUGAACAAAGCAAACAUAUUACUGCAAUAUUUGGACUUUACAACAACACAGAUGCAUAUAGAUUCUUACAAACAUGCAUACAUUUCUACAUGCAUACACACAGUACAUGCGGUCCUUGUAAUAAUAGAACGUCUUGUGUAUUGCUCUAUCACAGUGUUCCUUUUUGUAUGAAUUUGGACGGUUGAAGAUUUGUAAAUGUACCAAUUUGCGGUGUUUAUAUGUGGGGGAAAAUUUAAGAUGUUUUUAUGAGAUAGUAUGUAAUAAACUGUUGAUACAAUUGGGAAAAUGAA
This is a messenger RNA of Perca fluviatilis (European perch), 11640 nucleotides long. RefSeq names its product striated muscle enriched protein kinase a (gene spega). The record is from RefSeq and is a predicted model, not a curated record. Lineage: Eukaryota; Metazoa; Chordata; Actinopteri; Perciformes; Percidae. Gene Ontology annotation, biological process: protein phosphorylation. Bases 360 to 10310 code for a protein of 3316 amino acids. The transcript has 41 exons. Gene Ontology annotation, molecular function: protein binding; protein kinase activity; ATP binding.